UCCGGCCACGGGGCGCCGCCACCGGGAGAGCCGAGACCGGGAACGGGAACGGGAGCGGGAUGGCAGCGUGGGAUCCCACACCCUCGUCCUGUGACUGCUUCGUGGCGCUGCCGCCGCACACCGCGACCCCCGCCGUCAUCUUCGGCAAGAACGCCGACCGGCCGCGCCAUGAGGUCCAGGAGAUUGUCUACGUCCCUGCUGCCGUCCACCAGCCCGGGGACAAAGUCCAGUGCACAUACCUGGAGAUCGAGCAGGCGGAGAGGACCCACGCGGUGGUGCUGAGCCGCCCCGCCUGGCUCUGGGGUGCUGAGAUGGGCGCCAACGAGCACGGCGUCUGCGUGGGCAACGAGGGCGUCUGGACCCGCGAGCCCGUGGGCGAGGACGAGGCGCUGCUGGGCAUGGACCUGGUGAGGUUGGGUUUGGAGCGUGGCAGCUCUGCCCGGGAGGCUCUGGAGGUGAUUACGGCAUUGCUGGAGCGCUACGGCCAGGGUGGGAGCUGCAAGGAGGAGCCGGUGCCCUUUGUUUACCACAACACCUUCCUGCUGGCCGACCGCACCGAGGCCUGGGUGCUGGAGACGGCCGGCCGGUACUGGGCAGCCCAGCGGAUCCGUGAGGGCAGCCGCAACAUCUCCAACCAGCUCAGCAUCGGGACGGAGAUCACGGCCGAGCACGCGGGGCUGCGGCAGCGAGCACGCAGCCAGGGCUGGUGGAGCGGCGACGGCGAGUUCAGCUUCGCCGAGGUGUUCUCCCUGGCACAGCAGCCCGCCCGCAUGGAGGCUGCCAAGGCCCGCUACCGCGCCGGGAAGGAGCUGCUGCGGCAGCACGCAGGUCACAUCACGGCAGAAACGUUCAUGGCCAUCCUGCGGGAUAAGACCAGCGGGAUCUGCGUGGACUCGGAGGGCUUCCGCACGGCGGGCAGCAUGGUGUCCGUGCUGCCCCAGGACCCCGCUCUGCCCUGCGUCCACUUCUUCACCGCCACCCCGGACCCUUCCAGGUCUGUCUUCAAGCCCUUCGUCUUUGUGGCUGGCCUGAAGCCUGUGCCGCAGGUGAGAUCUCCCACCUUCGCUGACGACCCCGCCAAGCAGAUCCCACGGUUCCAGCGCGCGGUCGAUCGGCGGCACGAGCUCUACCACCGGCACCAGGCAGUGUUGGAGCUGAUGGAGAAGGACCAGGAGCAGGGCCAGAAGCUCCUGGAGACGCUGCGGGAGCUGGAGAAGCAGGGCCUGGAGGGGAUGAAAGCGCUGCUGGGGGGAGCGGUGUCCCCUCACCCCGAGGAGCUGGCUGACCUCUUCUUCGACUGUGUGGAGGCGGAGAUGAAGUUUUACACGUAAACCCCACACAGGCGGGUGGGAUUGCAUCCGUCCCGGCAUUGCUCCUGGAUAGGGGAUGAGAAAACCUUCCCGGUGCCCAACCCUGGCUCUUCGCCUCUUCCCAACACGGAUCGGCUGCUGGCGGCGCAGUGAGGAACGGCUGGACCAGCAUCUCCAGCCCUGCCUGGGGCUGCGGAGCCUGCAGCCCCCUAACUCGCCCCGGAGGGAUCGGUACUUUUGAGAGGUGGCCAUGCCCUGAAACAUGGGUGCGGUGGGAAAGGAGAAGGACUUGGAGAGGGAUUUGGAAUCCUGCCUGCAGCACGAGGUGUCUUUUCCCACCAGCGGGCCCCUCUGGGGCUGGCUGCGGGCUGGGGCUCGGUGGCAGACAGGCGGGUUGCUGUAGGAAUAAAGAGGCU
Messenger RNA from Cuculus canorus (common cuckoo), 1726 nucleotides. It is a transcript of the gene SCRN2, whose product is annotated as secernin 2. Bases 60 to 1331 code for a protein of 423 amino acids. NCBI's taxonomy places the organism in Eukaryota, Metazoa, Chordata, Aves, Cuculiformes, Cuculidae. The record is from RefSeq and is a predicted model, not a curated record. Gene Ontology annotation, biological process: proteolysis. Gene Ontology annotation, molecular function: dipeptidase activity; cysteine-type exopeptidase activity. The transcript has 8 exons.